Molecule: messenger RNA, 1494 nt
Organism: Neurospora crassa OR74A
Lineage: Eukaryota; Fungi; Ascomycota; Sordariomycetes; Sordariales; Sordariaceae
Product: SNARE protein Ykt6
Exons: 4
Coding region: 443-1039 (198 amino acids)
Biological process (GO): endoplasmic reticulum to Golgi vesicle-mediated transport
Cellular component (GO): Golgi apparatus
Molecular function (GO): SNAP receptor activity
Source: RefSeq, a predicted model, not a curated record
GAUGGCCUGGCCCAACAAGAAGCGGACGGCUGUGGUUGGCUUCGACACAUCGCCAUUCAGCCUCGAACAACAGCUUGAUUCCAUCGAUACCUCAUCGCAUCGCCAUUGCCGCCAUCGAUCGCGCGUCGUCUAUCAAACCCCUCCCCCUAAUCCAUCGACAAUCGUCGAGCCCGAACCACGACCGACACAGCGACGCGCUUCCUUGACCAAACCAUCGCAACUUACAAUCCAUUAACCUAAUCUAACGACGAACCCUACGAUUCGGCAAUUCCAGACCUCAUUGCUCCCCACGCCAUCACAUCGGCUCUCUCUAUCCCAACGCGAGACAUCAACAUCAUCGUGUACAGUCAGGAACCAUCAACAGCGAUACUCGCCUGAUUUGCGCCAAAGCUCUGAAACACGACCACAACAAAACCUCGGGGACGUUUCAAAUACCGCUACCAUGAAGCUCUACUACAUUGGUAUCUACAAAAACACCGAGCAGCCUGCGGUGCAGCUCUGCGGUGCCCACGAGCUUAGCGACUUCUCCAGGUUCACACGAGACCAAUACAAGAACUUCAUGACCAUGAUCAGCAGGACUGUCGCAGAGAGGACGAAGCCUGGCCAGAGGCAAAGUGUUGAGGAGCAAGAUUAUAUUAUCCACGCCUAUGCCCGCUCCGAGGGUGUUUGCGGUGUCGUCAUCACCAAGGACUACCCUCCUAUCGCCGCCCACAGUGUCCUUUCCAAGCUCAUGGACCAGUUUCUCUCGGAGAAGCCGGUUGCCACGAUAAACGCCGCCAAGAACGACGGCGACAUCCCUUUCCCGGCCAUCGAGCAGUACCUUCGCGACUACCAAGAUGCCAACAACGCGAGCAGCAUUGCAAAGAUCCAGCAAGAGCUCGACGAGACCAAGAUCGUCCUACACAAGGCAAUUGAUAGCGUUUUGCAACGAGGCGAGAAGCUCGACGACCUGGUUGCCAAGAGUUCCGACCUGAGUGCGCAGAGCAAGAUGUUCUACCAGAGUGCGAAGAAGCAGAACUCGUGCUGCCUGGUUAUGUAAAGAUCGUUCAUCAAUACCAACCAACCACGCGCGACUGUCUUCGCUUUUAGUCAGCCGCACUGAUAUAUGCCAUCGACCGCAACGUUCCCCCUACCCAAAUACAAAGAGCGACUGACCCCUCGUUGUCUUCGAGGCACUGGUGGGGGUCUCUUCUAAUUCAGCUUUUGGUUUCCGCGCAGGUUGCAGUUUGGCUACUGACGACAGAGGGCCUUACAGUAGCCGCUUUGGAUAUGUGAAAGCCACUUACCUUGACGGCUUCGUGGGCUCUGAGAAUGCUAAACUUCUAAUUCAACCUGCAAUAUACCCUUUCUCAUAUUCAUUGUUGUGUGGUACAUACCCGAAACUGUGAAAGAUUGACCACUGUUUGGCGCUAAAGCUGUGAAAUACAUACUUCGACUACCAGAUGUAGGUAGUCCUGUUAUAGAUUUGUUAUGUGUCGAACCCGAGGCUGCGCA